Colias croceus (clouded yellow) is the source of this 2208-nucleotide messenger RNA. RefSeq names its product dynein axonemal intermediate chain 2-like. The coding region runs from base 1 to 1695 and encodes 564 amino acids. Lineage: Eukaryota; Metazoa; Arthropoda; Insecta; Lepidoptera; Pieridae. The transcript has 7 exons. Gene Ontology annotation, cellular component: outer dynein arm. The record is from RefSeq and is a predicted model, not a curated record. Gene Ontology annotation, biological process: cilium movement; outer dynein arm assembly. Gene Ontology annotation, molecular function: dynein heavy chain binding; dynein light chain binding.
AUGGAAAUAGCGUACGCAUACACGAAACGGCGUUGUGACUUCGGGCGGCAGCCGCUGUUCUGCGAGCAGGGCCCCGAGAUGUGCGACACCAUCGGCACCAACGUGGCGGAGCACAAGCAGUACAUCCUACGCAACCCCGUGCACCAGGCCACGCAGAACACGCCCUGCUUCUCCGAGCAUUACGUCAAUACCAUACGGGCAGAAUAUACUACUACGGGUGCAAACCAUGCGGAAGGGGGUUGGCCGAAAGACGUUAAUGUUGUGGAUCCCGAGGCUACUCAGCGAUAUCGAAGAAAAAUUGAAAAAGAUGACAACUACAUCCAUUGCGUCAUGUCAUUAGCGCCUGGAAUGGACCACUACGUGAUGCAAAAUAAUGCUAUCGAUAUGUAUCGCACGUACUACGCGGAGAUGCCGUCGCUGCCGGCCGUGGAGCGCAACAGCUGCCGUACGGUGAACGUGUACCGCGACGCGAGCGGCCCGCGUCCCGUCGGCUCCAUCAGCUGGCAGCCGGAUGGGGGCCAGCGCUUUGCUGUCACCUACUGUGAUGUCGAUUUCAAUCGCAACCCGCGUUCCUCUGUCGUGUCCUAUAUUUGGGACAUCGAGAACGCUAAUAACCCUGAAGUUAUAUUCACUCCGACGUGCCCGCUCCUAGACUUGCAAUUUAACCCGCGUGAUCGAAAUAUGCUCGCCGGAGGACUAAUAAAUGGUCAAGUGGGAGUGUGGGACAGGCGACACGACGGCGACGCCAGCGUCAAGUGCGCGCCCCAUGUGGCGCAUCGCGAGCUGGUCCGCAAUGUCCUCUUCAUUAAUUCCAAGUCUGGGCAGGAGUUCUUCUCGUCCGGCCCAGACGGCGCCUGCAAGUGGUGGGAUAUUCGCAACAUGAGCGAGCCGACUGAAGAAAUGAUAAUAGACGUUGUAAAAUCUUCCUUUGACGUCCAAUCGAUGGCCAACUCUAAUGGAGUUAGCACACUCGAAUACGAGCCGACCAUCCCCACGCGUUUUAUGGUCGGAACUGAAAACGGCUUUGUGAUAGGCGGCAAUCGAAAAGGGAAAACGCCAAUGGAAAAAUUACCAGCAAAGUUCGAAGCCCAUCUUGGCCCCGUGUGGUCCUUGGAGCGCAACCCAAACUUCCUGAAAAACUUUCUAACGGUGGGCGACUGGACGGUGCGCGUGUGGAGCGAGGACUGCCGCGAGUCCGCCGUGGUGUGGUCUCCUCCUCACCGCCACAAGAUCACCGCAGCCACCUGGAGCCCUACUAGAUUAUCACUGAUGCUGGUGACUCAGUGGAACGGGCUGCUGGCAACGUGGGACCUGCUGCGGCGGCAGCACGAGCCCGUGCUCACCAUGCAGGUGUGCGAGGAGCCGCUGCUGCGCGUGCGCAUGCACGAGGGGGGUACUCUUGCGGCUUGCGGCAGCCGAAAGGGCAACAUCUACAUGACAGAGCUGUCACAGAACAUGGCGCACUCGGACAAAAACGAUAAAGUCCUGCUCACUGCUAUAUUCGAGCGCGAAGCGAAGCGCGAGCGCAUCCUGGAGGCGCGCAUGCGGGAGAUCCGGCUGAAGCUGCGGCAGGCGGAGGAGGGCAGCCCGGCCACGUCCGUGUCCGACUUCGACCCGGCGGCCGGCGACCGCGACCUCGCCGAGGCCACUGCCGACUACAUGCAAGCCGUCAAGAAGGAGCUCGCCGCCAUGUAGCCCCCCCCCCCUCCCCCCAGCUCCACUUGACUCCUAUUCUACAUUACAGGGUGCCCCAAUAAGUAUGGAUAUAUUGAAGCCAUAAGGUAGAAGUCCUAGAAGGCUAUCCGAAUCGCCCCCAUGUAUGUUGCGAUUUUUCGUAUUUUCGGAGCUAUGACGUUUUUUUUUUAAUUUUCGCCUAUUGCCGAGUACGAUGAGAUUUUUAUUAAUUAUGGUGACGUGACUUAUUGCGGUAGAUGCUUGAUUUUUUUGUGUGCUAAGCUGAAAGAUAGGCCUAUUCAGCAUGGUAACAUUUACUAUCCUUAGAUUUUUGAAUGGAAUAAAAAAAAGAAUUGAAUGCCAAGAAAGGCCCUCUCUGCCUGAAUAGCCCUCUAGGUCCUCUACCUCCUGGCUUUAGUAUAUCCAUAGUCCAUACUUCUGGGGACACCCUGUAUAUUAUAACAUCGUUGCGUCGCACGUUCUUAUAAUAUUUCUUCGCGUUUUCACUUAUUUCGUAAUGUUAUUUACGACGUU